Molecule: messenger RNA, 246 nt
Organism: Bipolaris sorokiniana ND90Pr
Lineage: Eukaryota; Fungi; Ascomycota; Dothideomycetes; Pleosporales; Pleosporaceae
Exons: 1
Molecular function (GO): nucleic acid binding
Source: RefSeq, a predicted model, not a curated record
CCGCCAUAUAGCCCAGAUCUUAACCCAAUAGAAAACGUAUGGAGCUUACUUAAGGACCGGCUUACUAAGCUACCUAGUAGGUCUCUUGGCGUUGGCUCUACAGAUGAGAGUAUAAAUACUUUUAUUAGCGCAAUUAAACAAGAGUGGGCUAAUAUUCCACAAAGAGAUAUAGAUAAUUGUAUCUUAUCUAUGGAAAACCGAUAUACUAGAGUAGUAGAAGCACGAGGCUGGUAUACAAAGUAUUAG